CCCCGCUCCCCUCGGCGGAGGCCCGGAAGGGGCCACUCGCGCUUCCGUCUCCGCCGGGUCUGCACGGAGGGCGGAGCUGCGGGCCGAGGACGCGACGCGAGCACAGUUCCGGCGAGGAGGCCGCGCCAGUGACAGCGAUGGCGGCGGAGUCGGCGCUCCAAGUUGUGGAGAAGCUGCAGGCGCGCCUGGCCGCGAACCCGGACCCCAAGAAGCUAUUGAAAUAUUUGAAGAAACUCUCCACCUUACCUAUUACAGUAGACAUUCUUGCGGAGACCGGGGUUGGGAAAACAGUAAAUAGCUUUCGAAAGCACGAGCAAGUUGGGAGCUUUGCCAGGGACCUCGUGGCCCAGUGGAAGAAGCUGGUGCCUGUGGAACGAAACAAUGAGGCUGAGGAACAGGACUUUGAGAGGAACAAUUCACGAAAGCGCCCUCGGGAGGCUCUUCAGAGGGAGGAAGAGAUGGAAGAGGACUACCAGGAAAACUGGAAAGCUUCUGGCAGCCGAUCCUAUAGCCCUGAGCACAGACAGAAAAAACACAAAAAGCUCCCAGAGCUUGAAAAAUCUCACAAAGUGUCUCACAGUCAUGAGAGGAGAGAUGAAAGAAAGAGGUGUCUCAGAGUAUCACCAGCAUACUCUUCAGACCCUGAAUCUUCUGACUAUGGCCAUGUCCAGUCCCCUCUGUCCUCUGGAAGUCCUCAUCAGAUGUACACAGACCAUUACAGGUCCCCAGAGGAGGACCAUGAGCCCACUGUUCCACAUCAGAAACCUGGAAAAGGUCACAGUAAUGCCUUUCAGGACAGACUGGUGGUCAGCCAAGAGCGACACCUGGGUGAACCCCAGGGGAAAGGGAUUGUGAACCCAAACAAGGAGCACAAAUCUUCCCAUAAGGAGAAACGCUCCAGAGAAGCCAAGAGUGAUGAGAAGUCCUCUUUGGGCAGAGAAAAACCACACAAGACCCUCUCCAGAGAGGAAAACCGAAGGCCGCCCUCAGGGGACAGCACCAAGGAGAAACUGCCCUCUAGUGCUGUCAAGAAAGAGAAGGAAAGAGAAGGGAGCAGCCUCAAAAAGAAGUGUUUACCCUCUGUGGAGAUUGCUUCAGACAACCACCUUAAAAAGUCAAAGCACAAGGACUCCGAGAAAACCAAGUCAGACAAAAGCAAACAAAGUGUACGUGGCUUGGACAUAGGAAAAGGGGCGGGAGAUCUACCCAAAACAAGAGAAAAGGUUUCUAACAACCUCAAGGCUCAGGAAGGGAAAGUAAAAACUUCUAAUUUGGAUAGAAAGUCACUGGGCUCGCUCCCUAAAGUACAGGAGGCAGACAUGGAUGAUGAAUUUGAGCAGCCCACCAUGUCGUUUGAGUCAUACCUCAGCUAUGACCAGCCCCGCAAGAAAAAGAAGAAGGUUGUGAAAACUUCAACCACAGCAGCUGGGGAAAAAGGAUUUAAAAAAAGUGAUUCUAAAAGCACUAGUAAAAACUUGGACUCAGUUCAGAAAUUGCCCAAGGUGAAUGAAAACAAAUCUGAGAAGCUACAGCCAACUGGAGCCAAUUCAGCCAGGCUGAGAAAGGUCCCCACUGAAGCAUUGCCAGUGUUGCCAGACCUCCCAUUACCCACAAUCCAGGCCAAUUACCGCCCACUUCCUUCCCUUGAAUUCAUGUCCUCCUCCCAGCCAAAGCGAAAAGCAUUCUCUUCGGCCCAGGAAGAAGAAGAAGCUGGAUUCACUGGGCGAAGAAUGAACUCCAAGAUGCAGGUGUACUCUGGUUCCAAGUGUGCCUAUCUCCCCAAAAUGAUGACUUUGCACCAGCAGUGCAUCCGUGUACUCAAAAACAACAUUGAUUCCAUCUUUGAAGUGGGAGGAGUCCCCUAUUCCGUUCUUGAACCCGUUUUGGAGAGGUGUACACCUGACCAGCUGUAUCGCAUAGAGGAAUACAAUCAUGUUUUAAUUGAAGAAACAGAUCAAUUAUGGAAAGUUCAUUGUCACCGCGACUUUAAGGAAGAAAGACCAGAAGAGUAUGAGUCCUGGCGGGAGAUGUACCUACGGCUUCAGGAUGCCCGAGAGCAGCGGCUACGAGUCCUAACAAAGAAUAUCCGAUCUGCACAUGCCAAUAAGCCCAAAGGCAGACAAGCAAAGAUGGCCUUUGUCAACUCUGUGGCCAAGCCACCUCGUGAUGUCCGGCGGAGGCAGGAGAAGUUUGGAACAGGAGGAGUAGCUAUCCAUGAGAAAGUCAAGAUUAAGCCAGCCCCGUACACCACAGGAAGCAGCCACACUCCCACCAGUAGCAACAACUUUAACUCUAGCCUGGAGGAGCCAGCCUACGAUGGCCCCAGUACCAGCAGUGCCCAUUUGGCACCAGUGGUCAGCAGUACUGUUUCCUAUGAUCCUAGAAAACCGGCUGUGAAGAAAAUUGCCCCGAUGAUGGCCAAGACGAUUAAAGCCUUCAAGAAUAGAUUCUCCAGGCGAUAAACUGAGGACUUGCCUUGGAGAUGGAAUUUGGGAGACAGGGACAAUGGGGACUGGGGAGUGAGCCUUCCAAAGGAGGCCAGAAUCUUUUGCUUUGUGGAACCUUUUAGGCUCUGAGUCCUGCAUAUCUCCAGGUGUUGGCCCUGUGUGCCACAGCCCCAUGCCCUGCCCGGAGCACGCUUCAGAAUUCUGAAGACGAUGUGAAGCCUCAGUCUCACUGAGGAUUUUAAGGUCAAUUAUACUUUUGUUGCUAAUUAGAAUCUUUGUAAACCAUAAGACAUAGUUUUAAUUAAUAAAUAUUGCCCCCAGAUUGUAUUUAUAUUACCCCCAGAGUUUUUUGGGGGGGUUUUGUUGUUGUUUCGUCCUUUACCACACACUUAGCCUUUUCUUUCCCAGGUCCUUUGUUGAAGCUAGAUGAAAGCUAUUCCCCAUCCCAGGUUAGCUCUCCAGAGUGGACUCUGGUCCACAGGGAGGACUGGGCAGCCCUGCAGCGCGUGCAGUACUUGCUGCACAUAGGGGCCAGGAGUGAAUGUCAAGCCCAUCCUCAGGGGAGCCUAGCGUGGAGACAGCUGUGUUUGGGGGUCCUCACCCUGAGUCCCUCCACAGUGUUGCUCCAGGUUCUAUGCAGGUGCCUCUUUCUACCCACUCAGUCGUAUUUAUUAAGGGAGGCUCUUUGUAAAGUCCAGUCCUUCCACCAUCUUUGUAAGUCCCUUUUUUCUUUAUUUUAAAUGAGGCUCACUAGAGGACACAGAACCUUGAGAGAUUAAUUUGCACAGAAUCAGCAGUUUUAUAAUUUCCAGUUUCUGAUUCAAAUUUUAGGUGACCUUCCCCCAACUCCCUACGCCCUAGCACAGAAAAAAAACAGGCAUGGCAGGGUUUGUUAUAAAGCCUUGAAUGUGGCUUUGGAGUUUUAAAAGCCAGCACUUUAAUCUUGGUCUCUAUGAAUUACCACUAGAAGUGAAUGGUUUUUAAAGUUGCAGAGCUCUGUUGGAAAUUGCUUUUGUUUUUGAAAGGUAAGACUGUGUGACUAGAGGAGCACAACAGUCUGCUGUGUCUGACAGAAACUCUACAGCCCAAGCCCUCUAUCCUUAGUGUUUAAGCUGGGACUGGAAGAAGGGGCCACCUGGGGAAGCUGUCUGAGCUGUCAUGUCAGUUCAGGGGAACUGCAGGGACAUCCAUCAAAUUGGAGGGGAGGCUCCUGCUUUCUGCUUGAUGUGAGAGCAAGAUCAGAACUAGGAGGGCAGUGUCCACUCCUUCCUUGCUGUCGAAGAGCACAGAACUAGUAAGAACUGCCUAGUGGUGACCAAGGUGGAUAUAGAUCCUAGGAAUUUGGGAUGUGGAACCUUAGAAACCUAUAGAGCAGUCUUGAGGGUGAAGCCGGCUAGUGUGCUAGACAGCCUGCUUAGCUUGGCCAGCAGUUCCCUCUACAACCUCUCUCAAGGCCUAGAAUUUUGGAGCCCACCAUUUUCACCAUCUUGGAGAGCUCCGCUAGGCUAACCUUGAUUCCAGGGCACCGCGGGAAGUCUGUACUCCUCGGUGUGUUGCUGUACAGGGUGCCUGUUGUAGUGGGACACAAGUAUUGCUGGGUUUUAAUUUGCUAUAUCUUUGAAUUGAGUAAAGCAUUCUUUCUCUUGAUUUGCUUGUUUCACCCCUACCCCCAGCCCAGUCCCCAGAUCUAAUAUUAGAAAGCCUUGGGCUGGGGAUUUAGCUCAGUGGUUCUGCUGCCUGCCUCGCAAGUGCAAGGUCCCGAGUUUGAUCCCUGGUACCAAAAAAUAAAAAUAAAAAAAUAAUAUUAGGAAGCCUUUUACCUGAAACUAAAUGAACAUUUGGAUCACGUGCCAGGCACCUGCUGCCUGGAAUAGCUUCUUCUAGGUGUCUAUCACCUUGAACUUGUCUCUUAGCUAUGUCUCUGAUUCUUUGCUAUUGAACCAGUUUUUCAUAUUUCAAGUUCAGUUGUAUAUGAUUUAAAUCCCCUUAUUAGAAGCCUUUAAGUGGGAAAGGAAGAAAGGACACAAAUUUGUCCAUCCCAUCGUCAGUAUCCACUUUUGGCACAUAAAGAUUCCUGCUGAACCCUGUUGGCGUGGAGCCAGAUCUCCCCCCGUACCGCUCUGGGCGUCUGAGUCAAGGAUGUGACCUGGGGAGAAGGGUGGGCUAAAUACCGAGUUCUAGAUGGCGCCUCACCAGCUCGGUGGAAUGGCUGCAGAGCGGGUGCAGAUGUGGAAACUCUGGUCUCAUUUGUGACGCCUCGUGCAGUCUUUUUCUGUGCUACACUACACAUGAAUCACCAAAUUACAGAUUAGCCCUUUGUGAUCCUUGGUGUGACAGGCAGGUUCUCUGGGGGCUUUUCUUUCUUUCUUGGAGGCAGGAGGGGAAGGAGCAAGGUGUUGUCCUGCUCUUCAUUUGUAUUUUGGUCCCAAAAUGUAAAUACAAUUUUCUAUGUUACUUUUUUGUGGUAACUAUCAAGAUGAAUAUUUUAAUUAGAUAAGUUAUACAAAAACAAAAAUCCCAUGGCUAAAUAAAAACAAAAAACUCCA
This is a messenger RNA of Heterocephalus glaber (naked mole-rat), 4993 nucleotides long. RefSeq names its product elongin A (gene Eloa). Gene Ontology annotation, molecular function: protein binding. The record is from RefSeq and is a predicted model, not a curated record. Gene Ontology annotation, cellular component: elongin complex; nucleus. Gene Ontology annotation, biological process: transcription elongation by RNA polymerase II. NCBI's taxonomy places the organism in Eukaryota, Metazoa, Chordata, Mammalia, Rodentia, Bathyergidae.